This is a messenger RNA of Rangifer tarandus platyrhynchus (Svalbard reindeer), 3231 nucleotides long. NCBI's taxonomy places the organism in Eukaryota, Metazoa, Chordata, Mammalia, Artiodactyla, Cervidae. The record is from the annotation of a GenBank genome assembly.
AUGUCGUACAACUACGUGGUAACGGCACAGAAGCCCACCGCCGUGAACGGCUGCGUGACUGGACACUUUACUUCAGCGGAAGACUUGAACCUGUUGAUUGCCAAAAAUACAAGAUUAGAGAUCUAUGUGGUCACUGCUGAGGGGCUUCGGCCUGUCAAAGAGGUGGGCAUGUAUGGGAAGAUUGCUGUCAUGGAGCUUUUCAGGCCCAAGGGGGAGAGCAAGGACCUACUGUUUAUCCUGACAGCUAAGUACAAUGCCUGCAUCUUGGAGUAUAAGCAGAGUGGCGAGAGCAUUGACAUCAUAACUCGAGCUCAUGGCAAUGUGCAGGACCGAAUUGGCCGCCCGUCAGAGACAGGCAUUAUUGGCAUCAUUGACCCCGAGUGCCGAAUGAUUGGCCUGCGACUCUAUGAUGGCCUGUUCAAGGUUAUUCCACUAGACCGGGACAAUAAAGAGCUCAAGGCCUUUAACAUCCGCCUGGAGGAGUUGCAUGUUAUCGACGUCAAGUUCUUAUAUGGUUGCCAAGCACCUACCAUCUGCUUUGUCUACCAGGACCCUCAGGGGCGGCACGUAAAAACCUAUGAGGUGUCUCUCCGAGAGAAGGAGUUCAAUAAGGGCCCUUGGAAACAGGAAAACGUAGAAGCUGAAGCUUCCAUGGUGAUUGCAGUCCCUGAGCCCUUUGGAGGCGCCAUCAUCAUUGGACAGGAGUCGAUCACGUAUCACAAUGGUGACAAAUACCUGGCUAUUGCCCCUCCCAUCAUUAAGCAAAGCACCAUUGUGUGUCACAACCGAGUGGACCCCAAUGGCUCUCGCUAUCUGCUGGGAGACAUGGAAGGACGGCUCUUCAUGCUGCUUUUGGAGAAGGAGGAGCAGAUGGAUGGCACCGUCACCCUCAAGGAUCUCCGUGUGGAGCUCCUUGGGGAGACCUCUAUUGCCGAGUGCUUGACGUACCUUGACAAUGGUGUUGUGUUUGUCGGUUCUCGCCUUGGUGAUUCCCAGCUUGUGAAGCUCAAUGUUGACAGCAAUGAACAAGGCUCCUAUGUAGUGGCCAUGGAAACCUUUACCAAUUUAGGGCCCAUUGUGGACAUGUGCGUUGUGGACCUGGAGAGGCAGGGGCAGGGACAGCUGGUCACUUGCUCUGGGGCAUUCAAGGAAGGUUCCUUGCGAAUCAUCCGGAACGGAAUUGGAAUCCACGAGCAUGCCAGCAUUGACUUGCCAGGCAUCAAAGGCCUGUGGCCACUGAGGUCUGAUCCCAACCGGGAGACCGAUGACACAUUGGUGCUCUCUUUUGUGGGCCAGACAAGAGUUCUCAUGUUAAACGGAGAGGAAGUGGAAGAAACCGAACUGAUGGGUUUUGUGGACGAUCAGCAGACUUUCUUCUGUGGCAACGUGGCUCAUCAACAACUUAUCCAGAUCACUUCGGCGUCUGUGAGGCUGGUCUCCCAGGAGCCCAAGGCGCUGGUGAGUGAGUGGAAGGAGCCUCAGGGCAAGAACAUCAGCGUGGCCUCCUGCAACAGCAGCCAGGUGGUGGUCGCCGUGGGGAGGGCCCUCUACUACCUGCAGAUCCACCCGCAGGAGCUCCGGCAGAUCAGCCACACAGAGAUGGAACACGAAGUGGCCUGCUUAGACAUCACCCCUCUAGGGGACAGCAAUGGAAUGUCCCCUCUUUGUGCCAUCGGCCUCUGGACAGACAUCUCAGCCCGAAUUGCAAAGCUGCCCUCUUUUGAGCUACUGCACAAAGAGAUGCUGGGUGGAGAGAUCAUUCCCCGUUCCAUCCUGAUGACCACCUUUGAGAGCAGCCACUACCUCCUUUGUGCCUUGGGAGACGGAGCGCUCUUCUAUUUUGGACUCAACAUUGAGACAGGCCUGUUGAGCGACCGUAAGAAGGUGACUCUGGGCACCCAGCCCACAGUAUUGAGAACUUUCCGUUCUCUUUCUACCACCAAUGUCUUUGCUUGCUCUGACCGCCCCACUGUCAUCUAUAGCAGCAACCACAAAUUGGUCUUCUCCAAUGUCAACCUCAAGGAAGUGAACUACAUGUGUCCCCUCAAUUCAGAUGGCUAUCCUGACAGCCUGGCACUGGCCAACAACAGCACCCUCACAAUUGGCACAAUCGACGAGAUCCAGAAGUUGCACAUUCGGACGGUCCCCCUCUAUGAAUCUCCCAGGAAGAUCUGCUAUCAGGAGGUGUCCCAGUGCUUCGGGGUCCUCUCCAGCCGCAUCGAAGUUCAGGACACGAGUGGGGGCACAACUGCUCUGAGGCCCAGCGCCAGCACCCAGGCCCUGUCCAGCAGCGUCAGCUCCAGCAAGUUGUUCUCCAGCAGCACAGCCCCUCACGAGACCUCCUUUGGAGAAGAGGUGGAGGUGCAUAACCUCCUUAUCAUUGACCAGCACACCUUUGAAGUGCUUCAUGCCCACCAGUUUCUGCAGAAUGAGUAUGCCCUCAGCCUGGUCUCCUGCAAGUUGGGCAAAGACCCCAACACGUACUUUAUCGUGGGCACGGCCAUGGUGUACCCAGAAGAGGCGGAGCCCAAGCAGGGUCGCAUUGUGGUCUUUCAGUAUUCAGAUGGAAAACUACAGACUGUGGCUGAGAAGGAGGUGAAGGGGGCUGUGUACUCCAUGGUGGAGUUUAACGGGAAGCUGUUAGCCAGCAUCAACAGCACGGUGCGGCUCUAUGAGUGGACGACGGAGAAGGAGCUCCGCACCGAGUGCAAUCACUACAACAACAUCAUGGCGCUCUACCUGAAGACCAAGGGCGACUUCAUCCUGGUGGGCGACCUGAUGCGCUCGGUGCUCCUGCUGGCCUACAAGCCCAUGGAGGGCAACUUCGAAGAGCUUUCGGCUCCCUUUGCUUCCUUAGGCCUGGUGACCUCACUGUCAGAGAGCUGGUACAACCUCUUGUUGGACAUGCAGAAUCGACUCAAUAAAGUCAUCAAAAGUGUGGGCAAGAUUGAGCACUCCUUAUAUCCUUCUCAGAGUUGUCCCCUUGCUCAAAAACAUGGCCUGGCCCAGGCAAAGAGCACUGGAAAUUUAUCCUUUCAUACUGAACGAAAGACAGAACCAGCCACUGGCUUCAUCGAUGGCGACUUGAUUGAGAGUUUCCUGGAUAUCAGCCGGCCUAAGAUGCAGGAAGUUGUGGCAAACCUACAGUAUGACGAUGGCAGCGGGAUGAAGCGAGAGGCCACUGCGGAUGACCUGAUCAAGGUGGUGGAGGAGUUAACUCGGAUCCAUUAG